Molecule: messenger RNA, 1055 nt
Organism: Linum trigynum
Lineage: Eukaryota; Viridiplantae; Streptophyta; Magnoliopsida; Malpighiales; Linaceae
Source: the annotation of a GenBank genome assembly
AAAAUUUUUCACCAGGGGGAAGAAGAACGGAAGAAACCUUUGGCCUCUGGAAAGCAAGAGAGCAGAAGAAGCCAUGGCGAGUGCUCUCUUAUCGAUUGCGCGCUUCCUACCUUCACAAAAAGCAGAUAGUGAGCAAACUGGAUGUUUCGGUAACCUAAGGAGUUCAUUCCAUGGGAAACUGCUAUGUAAUCCGAGCCCUAUGAGGACUCAGAUCAGCAGAAUCCAAGUAGGAAGCCGUAUUGCCGUUGUUGCCUCAGUGCUUGGUCGAAGAGCACAGAAGAAAGAAACUGUAAUUCCUGAUCCUGACUACCGGAUCCCCAUUGUUCUUCUUGGUGUGGCUGGUGGCUUAGCCUAUACAGAUAACUUUGUACCAGCAGUACCAGUUGGCUUGCUUGGAUUGCUUCUCUUGUUUCAGACUACCAGGGUGAGAUUUGUGUUUGAUGGUCAGGCCUUGGAGGUAAAAGUAGGAGAGCAGCUUGAGGAAUCAGGGGAAAAUGUAUUCGUUGGUGGGAAAAACAGAUGGAAGUAUUCUACUUUUGUGAACUGGGAACUAUGGUGGCCUAACUUCCCUAUCCUGGUAUACUUUAAGGAGACCCAAACAAAACCUGAAGGCCAAAUCCACUUCUUCCCUGUCAUAUUCAAUGGCAAACAGCUUUAUGAUGUUAUGGUGGAGAGAGCUGGUCCCUCGAAAACCAGUGCACCAAAAUGAUCCUGAGAAGGCUUCAGUUCUAUAUUGAUGAUUGACCAGUAUUUCUUUCGAGGUUCAGAGAAGCAGAACAAAUGAAGUUCCAAUUUAAUGAUGAAGAAGCACAUCACCAGAUCAAACUCACAUGUUUAGAAUUGCAGAAAGAAUGCUUGUUGUCUAUCAUUCAAUCAAGAAUUGUACAAUGUAAAUGCAAUUAGUCUGUUGAUCUCUAAGUACACUAGUAAUAGAUAUAUAAUCAUAAUCCGAGUACAAACUCCUACCCUUGUUUUCCUUCCUUCUUCCAGUUCUUUCUAAUAAAAUUAAACUUCAAUGUACAAUCCUCGCAAGCAAAUGAACAUUACAAAAAUGA